Messenger RNA from Aureococcus anophagefferens, 1074 nucleotides. RefSeq lists its product as hypothetical. The transcript has a single exon. NCBI's taxonomy places the organism in Eukaryota, Pelagophyceae, Pelagomonadales, Pelagomonadaceae. The record is from RefSeq and is a predicted model, not a curated record. Bases 1 to 1074 code for a protein of 357 amino acids.
AUGAUCACCGUGGCGCCCGUCAGCGUCCAGGCGGACCUAAAAAACCGCGAAACGAAGAGCACCUGGGACACACACAUCCCGCGCGUCAACAUCAGCGCGGCGCUCGCGGCGCGGCUCGAGGAGAUCCGCGCGGAGCGCGCCGCGCCGGGCUACCGCGGGAGAUACCCCGGCGAGGAGGCCUGGUGGGGCGGCCUGCGACGGCGAGAAAAGGUGCUCGUGCUCUCGCCCGUGCGGCGAACGAACGCGCGGCGCCAGAAGCGCUUCGUGAAGCUCCUGCUGUCCCUCGACUGGGACCGGCGGGAUCUGAGCGUCGCGACGCUCGUGUCUCCCGACUCCGUCGCCGUGUGCGAAGCGGCGGACGCGGCGCUGCGCGACGCGAAGCCGCCCUUCGCGUCCGUGACGACGUACCUGGAGCCCGCGGGCCUCGCGGGCCUCAACACGGGCGACCAGGAGAGCGGCGCGCGGCACAAGCUCGAGCACCAGCUCGCGCGGCGGUCGGCGAUCGCGCGCGCGCGGAACCACCUGGCCGUCGCCGCCGUCGGCGCGAGCGACGCCGAGUGGGUGCUCUGGCUCGACAACGACCUGCUUUUCUACGGCGCGGACUUGUUGUUGCAGUUGCGCGCGUCCGACGUCGACGUCGUCGUCCCCACGUGCUACUGCUCCGGCGGCGACGCGUGCGGGAGCGGCGUCUACGACCGCAACUCCUGGGCCGAGACGCCGGCGAGCGCCGCGAAGCUCCGGGAGCUCGACGCGGCGGGCCGGGGCGACGCGCUCGUCGUCCACGGCUACGGCGCCGCGACGGCGACGGCGCCGGGCGGCGAGGCGAUCGUGUCCAUGGACGGCCGGCGGCGCUUCCUCGACGACCUGAGGACGGACGCGCUGGCGCCCCUCGUGCCCCUCGGCGGCGUCGGCGCGACCUGCAUCCUCCUCCGCGCGGACCUCGUCCGCGAGGGCCUCUCGUUCCCGUCCUUCGCGCUGAACCACGCCAUCGAGUCCGAGGGCAUCGCCCAGAUGGCCCUGAAGAUGGGCGCGCGCGUCUACGGCCGCACGGACGUGGCCAUAAAGCACGCCUAG